AUGAAAAUUAAUAUUCUCAUACCGGGACCAUGCUUUUCUUUAUACUAUUUUUCAUCCAUCCCGUGAACUCCUCCAGACUGGAACCAUGUGACAAAUACACUAAAAAUACAAAGAAUUAUGCAUAAACAAAAAUUCAUAUUCCAAACUGUUUCCUAAACUUUAUUCUAUAAAGCGACCCUGAAGGCAGAAAGCUAUGUAUGCAAUAUCGUGUUGAAGAAUAACAGUGGGAGAAAAUGGCUAGGAUUGGUGGCAAAACUUUGGUCCCGUAUGUAGGGGUCGCAGUCAUAUUGCUCAUUGCAUUGGUGGGUGGAGCCAAGGCCACAGCCAUAUGUAACAUAGACUCCACCAAGCUCAACCAAUGCCUCCCAGCGGUUAGCGGGCAGUCACCUCCACCACCAAGCAAGCAAUGCUGCAGUGUUGUACGCCUUGCCAACUUGCCCUGCCUUUGCAGCUACAAGUCUGUUCUCCCUGCAAUUGGGAUUAAUCCCGUGUAUGCCUUGGCAUUGCCUAAGAAAUGUGGCCUGAAAACUCCACCAGAAUGCCGCGUGGGUUGAAGAACUCAUGGUAGCAUCCGCCUCAAGUAUUCUGAGCUCGCCUUGAUGUAUUUCUUUCCAGUAUCUGUUGAAGCUUUUAAUAUUUUGAUAUAAACUUCACUUCCUGUCAAGAAAACCGAAAUGGUUUUAUUCUGAAGGCACUUUUUGUCACUGUAUUUAUAAAUGCGUCGUUCAUUUCUUUUAUCCCCUGUUGUUAAUCGGUAAUUCCUCUCAUUUUGAAAA
Molecule: messenger RNA, 776 nt
Organism: Carya illinoinensis
Lineage: Eukaryota; Viridiplantae; Streptophyta; Magnoliopsida; Fagales; Juglandaceae
Product: putative lipid-transfer protein DIR1
Exons: 2
Coding region: 234-554 (106 amino acids)
Biological process (GO): systemic acquired resistance
Molecular function (GO): fatty acid binding
Source: RefSeq, a predicted model, not a curated record